GCCCAGAUGUUGCUCAUUCAAGGCGGGUCUCACUCGAAAUGAAAAGGGAAAGUAUUUUCCUCCCCGGAAUCAUCAUUUCAGGACAAACGCUCAGGACUACACAGCGAUGCUACAGCUACUGGACGUUUAUCACGGUUUUACCGACGUGACAGCUUUUGAAACUGGUUACCAUGGUUAAUACUUCUGAAGGAGAUUACAGGAGUGCACUGAUAUACUGAAGACAGCAGAUGGAUAUGUCAGAAGACAAAAGAGGAACUGUGGGGUCUCAAAGUGCUGAUGUCUCUCAAAUCAGUAUCACUGCCCAGAAUAGAAGCCAUAUUUCAGCACCUGUGAUACUAAAUUCAACAGUCACCGGAAAUAUUAACAUUGCUAAUAAUUACUUCACAGGACCUGGAGAUGAAGUCACAGGCCCUGGAACUCAAAUCAUAGAUACAAGCUCAUUAAUCGCAGAAUACAAGCAGUUCCUGCUGUCCGAGUAUGCCUACAUUACAGAAUACACCUCCCGUGCUGGUGAAGAGGUGUUGCUUAAUGACCGUUACAUUGACCCACUGAUUGUUCAGAAACACAGAGAAAAGAAAGAGCGAGAAAAUGAAAUGCGCUCUAGAGGGAAAAGAUUCUUCAACACCAGAGAAACUAACCAAAGAAACAAAAACAUCAUGGUUGGUCAGCUUUUCGGCCCAGAGAAUGGCUCCAAAAAAGUGACUCGAAAAUCUGUAAUUCUCCAAGGUGAUUCUGGAAGUGGGAAAUCAGUCACUGCGCAAAAGGUUGUACUGGAUUGGGCCUCUGGAGAGCUUUACUCUACACUCUUUGAUGUAGUAUUUCAUCUGCGAUGCAAAGAGCUCAAUGGUCUUUCUGAUGAGAUGAGCCUGGUUGAUCUCUUGGACUGUAGUUUAACUGCAAAUGAGAUUGGUCAGAUCUUAAAGGACAUACCACAGAGGAUCCUGUUCAUCAUUGAUGGUUUUGAUGAACUCAUGCUUUCUGUAACCAAAGAGUCAUUGCCUCCAAAACCAGACAUCAAAUCCCAUCCACUGGCCAUCGUUUGCUCUCUUCUGAAAGGUCGCAUGAUGAGAGAGUCCUUCCUGCUGGUUACUACGAGAUCCUCUGCUGUAGACAAACUGGAGAACAUUCUGAAAAAGCCACAGUGCUUUGUGGAGAUCAUGGGAUUUUCUGAGAAAGGAGUGAGUGAAUAUUUCCGAAAGUUCUUUGAGGACGAAGAGUUUUCAAGUCAAGUGUAUGAGCAGGUGAAGAUACACGAGAUGCUCUACACCGCUUGCUUCAUCCCUGUCAUCUGCUGGAUUAUCUGCACAAUUUUCAAGAGAAAAGGAAAGGACAGAGUUGUAACAAGCGAGUUGACGACAACCACGUCCAUAUUUGUAGAUUUUGUUUCCACACUCUUAAAGCAUCACAGUAGUUUGAAUCAGCAUGAAGAGCUUGACCUCCUCAAGAACCUGGGUCAGAUAGCGGAGAGUGGAACGCCGAAACGUCAAGUGCUGUUCUCUAGAAACGAUCUUCCAAAGGCAAUCUCAGAUUUACCAAACAUUCCCUUCCUAUGCACGUUUCGUCAACAAGAGAGAACUUAUCUGAAGGAGAUGUUUGGGUUCUUGCACCUCAGCUUUCAGGAGUUCUUCACCGCUCUCUUCUACAUGUUAACAGAUGAGGCAGAGGCGAAAAUAAAAGUCAAGGAGCUACUGGAAUCAGCAGGCAAUGGGAGGCGCAAUGAGCAUCUCUUACCUGUCAUCCAAUUCCUUUUUGGUCUCUCGAACAAGAAAGUGAGCCGUUUAAUCCCGGGAGAACAUCCAAAGUUGACAACAACCGUUAUUCGCGCUCAGCUGGAGAAAUGGAUCAGCAAGGUUAUAGAGAAGAACAUCAUGAAUGCAUUCUACAUGAGUGAUUUCAUUCUUCAUUGUCUGUAUGAACUUCAUGAUAGGGACAUACUGAAGAAUGUCAUGAAGCUGUGGGAACGCUCAGGUAUUAACAUACACUGGUCUUUGAAGGGGGUCGACUGUCAGGUUGUGAUGUACUGCCUCCAGUAUUCUUCACGCAUUAUUAGUAUGGAAGUUAAAUGCAAUGCAAAAGAUCUAAAGAUGCUGCAUCCUGCGCUUUGUAGGUGUACAACUUUAUGGUUGUGUUUUGAUUCAAUUUCUGAUGCUGAUGUUGACCUCCUGACAUCAGCCCUGGGGAGAAGAAAGAACGUGGGCUAUUUGACUAUGGAGGAUGGAGCCCUAUCCGAUGAAAGUGUGCAGAAGAUCCUGAAAACCCUCAGUGGACAAACAUCAGUGGGUAACAUUCGACUGGUGGUGAGGAGCAUCAGCAAUGCCAAUGUUGAUUUAACUAUGAACUUCCUUUUAAAAGAGAUGAUGGGAAGAAGUUUCAGUGUAUGUAUUGCCAGUCAAGCAGAGAACAUGGACAAGAGUCUUUGCUCAGAGUUCACUAUGUCAAGCAAAAAUAAUUCUCUCUGGUUUACUGUUGGGCACUCAGAAGGGCAUCAGGGUGAAAUAUCAGAAAAACAUGGUCUUUGUUAUUAUGAGGGUUUUUCAAAAAUAUCCUUUGGUCUUUGUCCUUUCUCUGCAAUACCCAUGACUGAUUUCCUCAAGACUUCCCAUAACCUCAGAUGCUUCUCUAAGAUGAAAAUCACUGAGUUUGGUGUGAAUGUGGAGGCACUACUGUCUUUCCUAAGCUGUGUUCCUGGUUUAACUGAGGUGGAUAUUCAUUCCGAGUAUCUCACAGAUAUUUGGGCUUCCAGGAUUCUGUCCUACCUUCAAAUCAAUCCAAAGAUUUCUCACAUAAAGUUUCAUGUGAGCAAUCUCAUGAUUAGUGAUGAGGAAAGGGUCUGUUCAACAUUUUCAGUCUCUAGAAAGCCAUUUGAAGAGUACAAGAUGCAUGUCAGUGAAAGGAAAAAUCCCUCACUGAGUCUUGCAAUGGACAGAUGGGCUUAUGAUAUUGCAUCUAGUAGCAAUGGAGAGUUGGUACAUUCCCAUCGACUGGACAAACCGGCUCUGGUGAAGCUCAGCCUCAGUUUCCCUCCUCUUGAAGGGUCUAGUGUCAGUUGGGAGGUUCUAUUCAAAAGACUUUACCACCUCAUUCGGUUGACAGAACAAUGCCCAGAGUUGAAUGAGCAUGUGGAUUCUCUGCUGCUAUUCCUUCACUCUGUUCCUGGUCUGAAGGAAGUAAAAGUUUGGCUAAGCAGCCUUAUUGAGAGCUGGGCGGCUCGUCUGUUCACCCUCUUCCUGUCUUGUUCCAGCUUACUUCACUUGCAAUUGAAUACCAGUAUGUAUGUUAUUAGUGAUGUGGAGAGUCUGGGUAUAAUGAGAGCUGAUGGAGUGAGGUAAAACAUCUACUAUAAACCUCAGUGCACUGUACUGUCUAGUAAUCUAGGAAUACAUUACACAAGUUUUGUACAUAUUUUUGCUCCAAUUUGCUAUCUGGAUUCAAUGCUACAUUGAA
This is a messenger RNA of Onychostoma macrolepis, 3444 nucleotides long. Its product is annotated as NACHT, LRR and PYD domains-containing protein 1 homolog. The coding region runs from base 228 to 3329 and encodes 1033 amino acids. Gene Ontology annotation, cellular component: cytoplasm. The record is from RefSeq and is a predicted model, not a curated record. Lineage: Eukaryota; Metazoa; Chordata; Actinopteri; Cypriniformes; Cyprinidae. The transcript is spliced from 17 exons.